CAAGAAGUUCUCUUCCAAUGACCCAGAUCAUUGAUCAAGCUUGUCAAGAAGCAGAAACUUACAAGGAUGCUGGAGUUGAAUGUGUUUGAGUUUCCCCCUCAACACGCCAAGUGAACUGUUAAGCUGUCUGCAUUUCUUGUGGAAGAAGAGUUGGAAACUUAAAGGUUUUUUUCUACGAAUGUUUCUACUGACAGCAUUUGCAAAUGCUGCCUACAGUAGCCCUCAAGAAGGAUGGCUUGAUAGUAGAAAACAUGCAUGAUCUUCCUUACACGGUGUGUCCUGGACCUGAAGUAACUGCAGCAAUGACAGUCAUUAGUGCUGCAGUGAGAAAGACCUGCCCUGAUCUUGCGCUUGGUGUCCAGAUCCUGUGUGCUGCAAAUCAACAGGCGAUUGCAGUUGCUCUUGCUGCAGGUCUUGAUUUUAUCCGGGCUGAAGGGUUCGUGUUUUCUCACGUUGCUGAUGAAGGGAUUAUAAAUGCUCGUGCAGGUGACCUGCUACGAUACAGAAGACAAGUUGGAGCAGAGAACAUUCAGGUUUUUGCUGAUAUUAAAAAGAAGCAUAGUGCUCACGCUCUGACGGCAGAUGUCAGCGUGGCCGAGACUGCUGCAGCUGCCGAGCUCUUCCUGGCUGCUGGGGUUGUACUGACUGGCACGGCUACCGGAUUGCCCACAGAUCCUCAGGAGCUGAAAGAGGUUAAACAUGCUGUGAAGAUUCCCGUGCUGAUUGGGUCUGGAGUGACUCUAGAGAAUGUGAGGAAUUACAUGGAUGCAAACGCUCUAAUAAUUGGCAGCGCAUUUCUGUGGCACUCAAAGCCAUCAUCAAUGCAAAACCAGCUCUCAGAAGGCUUGUGUAAUAUAUUCUCCCCUAUAAGUAAAAUGCUUAUGGAGUUUAAGAAUUUGUAGUAAAUAUUCAUCACAGGUGAGCUGAGUUUUGUUUUGCCUAUGAGUACAAUAUUGAAUGCCCUAAGUUUACAGCUAGGAGUAUUGUAAAUUGGACAAGUUAAUUAGCCUUUCAGUUUUCCCAUCUGUAAAAUGAUGAUAAUAGUGCCUACAUCACACAGGGGCUGUAAGACAUAAUAAACAAAUGAAUAUACAGCAUUUUCAUCUUCUCAAAUGAAAGGCUCUAUUAAAGUUCAAGAUCGUUAUUUUUUCAUUAGAAUUGUGCAUUUAUUACAAAAAUGUAGUAAUUGUAUACACCAUACAAAAAUGUAAGAUAAUUGGGAAAUUGCUUUACUUACAGUUCUUAUUAGAGAAUAAAUGUAAAUAAUUGCAUUUUAACUGAAGUCAGAAUUUAGUCAAAAUGUUUUUGCAAAAAUUGGAAAUUUUA
Molecule: messenger RNA, 1326 nt
Organism: Dryobates pubescens (Downy woodpecker)
Lineage: Eukaryota; Metazoa; Chordata; Aves; Piciformes; Picidae
Exons: 7
Coding region: 204-902 (232 amino acids)
Source: RefSeq, a predicted model, not a curated record